GUGAGAGAGGUAGGUAACCAGGCAACUUCAACGGUAGCGGCAAAAAAGGAAAAGGGAGAGAAAUUAGCGCUAAAAUUUGGAGGGCUCUGAGGGGAACGGAAUGAUGUAGCCUCGCUUUUCAUCAGAUAUCCCUGCUACGGGAACCGGAUUACCCUGUUUUAGAGAAAAAAGCAAGCAUGGAUCUCUACACACAUCACCAACGGGAAUUUAUAUGGUUUUCAGCGAGAUAGACGGGAUCGUCUUUACGACUCAAGUGUAAAAAAAAAAAAAAAAGGUCAGUGAACAUCACGUCCCGCAUUCAAAAGAAGUGACCGGAAUGCUGCAUCAGGGCUAGAUCUGGCGGCAGGACUAAGUCACGGUCAGGAGGAGAACCCUUCUAAAUGAGCCUGCAUGCGCCAGCGGACCUGCUUUGAAGAGGAACAAGGACCCAAUAGGAUGUCAGCAGAGACAGAGCUCCAGUCAGCCGUGAGACCCAGUGUGAGAAAAGACUCCAGGAAGAAAGGCCAGGACCGCACCGAGGCGGGGCUGAUCAAACGCUUCAAAGGGGAUGGGGUCCGCUACAAGGCCAAGCUGAUCGGGAUUGACGAGGUCACGGCCGCACGGGGGGACAAGCUGUGCCAAGACUCCAUGAUGAAGCUUAAGGGAAUUGCUGCUGCAGGACGUUCCAAAGGAGAACACAAGCAAAAAGUCUUUCUAACUGUCUCAUUUGGAGGUAUCAAGAUCUUUGAUGAAAGGUCAGGGAUCCUUCAGCAUCAUCAUGCGGUCCAUGAGAUCUCCUACAUUGCCAAGGACAUCACGGACCACCGUGCUUUUGGCUACGUCUGUGGGAAAGAAGGCCACCAUAGAUUUGUUGCCAUUAAGACAGCUCAGUCGGCUGAGCCUGUGAUCCUUGACCUGCGUGACCUCUUCCAGCUGAUUUAUGAGAUCAAGCAGCGUGAGGAGCUGGAGAAGAAGGCCCAGAAGGACAAACAGUGUGAGCAGGCUGUUUACCAGACGAUUUUGGAGGAUGACGUGGAAGACCCCGUGUACCAGUACAUUGUGUUUGAGGCUGGACUCGAGCCCAUCCGUGACCCCCAAUCAGAAGAGAGCGUAUAUCAGGUUCCCACAAGUCAGCAGAAGGAAGGGGUCUAUGAUGUUCCAAAACGGCAUCCACUAAGUAAUGGGCAGCUGAUGGUGCAGAUUGACGAGGACAUUAGCUUGGUCUGCCAGAACAUAAACCAGUUAGAGCUUUUUGGUGACAUGUCCACCCCUCCUGACAUCACUUCACCUUCAACCCCUGCUUCACCUGCCAACACGCUGGGUCCUGGAGUUGCCCAUCAACCCCCGUCUGAACUCUUCGCUUCAUUCAGCCCUGCCUCUGUGCCCUCAGGUUAUGUCACCAUGGGAGCCGUCCAGGCGACCCAGUGGGGCCAGCAGCCAUUCGCAGCCCAGGCUCCCAUGGCAUUUGGGGUUCAACCACCAGUGCAGGUUGCUCAGGUCAUCCCUGGGGCUCAACCCAUGAUGUGGGGCCAGGCAGGCCUCUUCCCUGCCACCCAGCAGCAGUGGGCUGCUAUGGCAGGUGCCUUCCCUCAGGCUGCCUUCAUGCCGACACAACCUGUGGGUCCGCUACCAGCCGCCAUGUUCCCAAGCCUGGCCCCUGUGGCAGCUGCUGCCCUGACCCCCACCUGCGAACGCCCAGCUGGGCCCGUCUCGAGCCCUGUGCACACAGACCGGUCCCGGCAGAAGAUGAGCAAGGAAAUGUUCAAGGAUUUCCAGAUGGCUAAGCCGCCCACCACAUCGACCCGCAAGACUGAUCAGCCUUGUCUGGCCAGCACCUCCGAUGCCUUCUCCAGCUACUUCAACCGUGUGGGCACAGCGCAGGACAAUGACGACUGUGACGACUUUGACAUAUCACAGCUGAACCUGACGCCUGUCACCUCAACCACACCCUCCACCAACUCACCCCCCACUCCGGCUCCGCGACAGAGCUCUCCCUCAAAGUCCUCCACCUCCCACGCCAGUGAUCCCCCCACUGACGACUCCUUCGGGGAGGCAGAAGGUAGCCCCAGUCGGAGCGGGGAGGACGAUGCUCUCUGCUCCUCCCCUCCCGCUCCCCCUCGCCAGGCCGACGGCUCGCGGUCUCCCCCUGCAGAGCCCCCCUCGGAGCCCGCCAGCCCGCAGGGCGGUAGCUAGAUGACACACGCUGCGGGGAAGAGUCCUCUCUGCGCUCCAACGG
This is a messenger RNA of Scleropages formosus (Asian bonytongue), 2215 nucleotides long. RefSeq names its product disabled homolog 1-like. The transcript has 16 exons. Gene Ontology annotation, biological process: neuron migration. Gene Ontology annotation, cellular component: intracellular membrane-bounded organelle; cytoplasm. NCBI's taxonomy places the organism in Eukaryota, Metazoa, Chordata, Actinopteri, Osteoglossiformes, Osteoglossidae. Bases 391 to 2172 code for a protein of 593 amino acids. The record is from RefSeq and is a predicted model, not a curated record.